Molecule: messenger RNA, 3635 nt
Organism: Cyanistes caeruleus (blue tit)
Lineage: Eukaryota; Metazoa; Chordata; Aves; Passeriformes; Paridae
Gene: REXO1
Product: RNA exonuclease 1 homolog
Cellular component (GO): nucleus
Molecular function (GO): nucleic acid binding; exonuclease activity
Source: RefSeq, a predicted model, not a curated record
CGCCGUGGCUCCGGCAUGAACAAAUAUCUGCAGUGUUUAUUGACCCCGGGCACCUCAGAGCGAGGCUAUGAUCCCUACAACCCUGAGCUUCCCAGGCCGUCGCUGGAGGCGGAGGAUGGCACUCUGGCUGACAUUACAGAUGUCACACCCGGUAUUCUGGAGCUGGAGCUGGUCAACAAGGCCAUCGAGGCAGUGAAGAAUGAAGUGGAGAGGGAGCAGAAGAAAUACGAGGAGCUGCUGGAAACCACGAAGGAGUUUGGUGCUUCAGAGGGCUCCUCACUCAUUUCAAACACACCUGUGUCAGCAGCUGGGCCUCAGAAUGAUUCCUUUGCCUCCUUGGAGUAUAAUCCAGGGAGCUUCAACUUCAAUAAUAACUCGGACUACAACCCCACUCCUCUGGCUGCUGCUGGCCGGUCCAGUAAAUACACUUUGGAUUCCUCCCGCUCCAAAGGGAGCUCUCUGGAAUAUGUCCCCAAAGCUGUAGUCCAGAAUAAAAAAUACAGCAGCACUGUCACUAACAAUAAAUACGUGAUUGAUGACUCCAAGCCUUCCACAGACUUGGAAUACGACCCCCUUUCCAAUUACUCUGCCAGGCUGUUGGGCAAAGCCACAACCAAGGGGUCCAAAAGGGAAAGGGCCUCUGAUUAUGAGGACUCUUACUCGCCAUUGCAGAAGAAGCUCUGCGAAGAUCCCGAUGAUGAUGAGGUGUUGGCCAGGUUCUCCUCCUCUGAGGAUGAAGCUGAGGUGGAAUAUAAAACAGCUUCUGUUAGUUCACCCUCAAAAGCUGGUUCUGAGAAUGAGUCAAAUGAGUUCUCCAGCAAAGAGCAGAGCACAAAAGUAGAUGGCUCUGCUUCCCAGGAGAGCAAAGAAGCAGCACAGCACAGGGAGAACCUUCCAAAUUCACAGAAAAACCUUGCCAAGAGCUCAUCAGACAAGAAUUCAAAAGCAGCGAAGUUGUGUUCUGUUAAGAACAGCAAGGAAAUUGAAAAUAAAAACAAAGACUCGAAAGACAAAAAAAGGAAGAAAACAGAUGUUAAUAAAACACCAGGCCUCAGUGAGGCUGGGAAAAAGGAGAAAAUUAAAAGUACAGACAAAGAUAAAGUGGUCAAGAAAGAUGAAAAAUUAAAAACGAAGAAUGAAGAGAAAAACUGUAAAGACAAAAGCGUUAAAUUGAAAACAGAUGGGAACUUGAAGAAACCUGAGAAACAGAAGUCAGAAAAAGUGGAUGGGUGUAAGAAAGAAAAAUCCAAGUCCACCACAAGCAAUUCAGGGAAAAACAAGAGCGAGGGUGUCACCAAGGGCACAGAGAAAGUGGAGAGCAGCAAGAAGGACUCGCAGAGCAAAACUGCUGAUGUGAAAAAUGGAAAGGAAAGCUCUGGUCGUAAAAACAAAGAGAAAGGGAGCAAGACCUCCCUGGAACGAAAGAAAGACAAGGUCAGUUCUGCAGGACAGGGAGACCCGAAGAAGGGUCGGAAGCAGCGGAGUUUGAGUCACGUGGACCUGUUUGGAGAUGAGAGUGGAGAUGACGAUGACAAAGGCCGGCCUUUGUCCUCCUCGUUACUUGAUGUGAGCUCAGACUUGGAUGGGGCUGACUCUGGCUCGGCCUCUGAGAGUGACAAGGACAGGACAAAGAAAGUGAAGCGCUCAAAGUUAUCCAAGUCAUCAUCAUCUUCCUCAACAUCUGAUGACAUUGAUUAUUCCAUCCUUGAGAAAGAUGUGGACUUUGAGUCAGAUCCCAUGGAGGAGUGUCUCAGGAUCUUUAAUGAAUCUAAAGAUGUGAAAACUGAAGACAAAGGAAGGCUGGGGAAACAGCCAUCCAAAGAGGAAGCAAAUGAAGAAAAGACAGAAGAUAAUUUAACUACCUUGUUUCCUGGCCAAAAAAGAAGGAUCUCUCAUCUUGUCAAACAAGGAAAUGCAGAGGCCCCGAGCAAGCCGGUGGUGCGGCCGUACCGUCCCCCCACGGCCCAGGAGGUGUGUUACCAGAGGAUCCAGCUGGCUCAGCAGCAGGCAGCACAGCUGGUUGGGGCUGUUCAGAAGACCUCCCUCAGUUUGCCAGGAGAAAAGAGGAGGAUUGCUCACGUGCCAAAUGCAGCCCUCACCGCAGCAGCCAAGCAAAGCCUCGGGAGCAGUAAGACGACUCUUGGUGGCAGGAGUGUCACACCUUCCAAUGACUCUGAAGCCCCCACCCUUCCUCUGAAGCCUUGCACCUUGGCUGGGAUGGCUUCCAAGACCACCACCACCAUCGUGCCCAAAAGGGUAGCACAUGUUCCCUCCUUACAGAGCACCACUUUACAGAGGCCUGUUAUUCCCACAGAAUUUGGUGCUAAAGUCCCAACCAACAUUCGUCAGAGGUAUCUCAAUCUCUUCAUUGAUGAGUGCCUGAAAUUCUGCUCCUCCUCCCAGGAAGCCUUCGACAAGGCCCUGGCAGAGGAGAAGGUGGCCUAUGAGCGCAGCACCAGUCGCAACAUCUACCUGAACGUGGCUGUGAACACCCUGAAGAAGCUCCGCAGCCUCGUGCCCAACUCCCCGGCCAGCACCAACAAGACAAGUAACAAGAAGGUGGUGUCCCACGAAGCUGUGCUGGGAGGGAAGCUUGCUGCCAAGACCAGCUUUACUCUGAACCGCUCAGGGAGCCUGAGAGCCGAGGAUCUGACAGGAGCUGCCCUGUACCGGCGCCUCAAGGAGUACCUGAUGACCGAGGAGCAGCUCAAGGAGAACGGGUACCCAAUGCCUCACCCUGAGAAGGCCGGACGUGCUGUGCUCUUCACUGCAGAGGAGAAGAAAGUGAUUGACUCCUCGUGCAGGAUCUGCUGUCGCUGUGGCACCGAGUACAUGGUCUCAGCCUCGGGGAACUGCAUCCGGAAGGAGGAGUGUGUCCAUCACUGGGGGCGGCUGCGCAAGCAGAGAGUGCCAGGUGGGUGGGAAACUCACUACAGCUGCUGCUCCGGAGCUGUGGGGUCACCAGGCUGCCAGGUUGCUAAACAACACGUGCACGAUGGGCGCAAGGAGAGCCUGGAUGGCUUUGUGAAGACUUUUGAGAAGCUGCCCACGACUGAUGGCUACCCUGGGAUCUAUGCCUUAGACUGUGAAAUGUGCUACACUAAACAAGGACUGGAGCUGACAAGAGUAACUGUGAUCAACUCAGAGCUGAAAGUGGUGUACGACACCUUUGUGAAGCCAGACUCCAAGGUGGUGGAUUACAACACCAGAUUCUCAGGUGUGACAGAAGAGGACCUGGAGAACACAAGCAUCACCCUGCGGGAUGUCCAAGCCGUCCUACUGAACAUGUUCAGUGCAGACACCAUAUUGAUAGGGCACAGCUUGGAAAGCGAUUUAUUUGCACUAAAGCUGAUCCACGGCACUGUAGUGGACACAGCCAUCGUGUUCCCCCACCGCCUGGGGCUGCCCUACAAGCGGGCCCUGCGCACGCUGAUGGCCGACUACCUCAAACGCAUCAUCCAGGACAAUGUGGAAGGACAUGACUCCAGUGAGGAUGCCCGAGCCUGCAUGGAGCUGAUGGUGUGGAAGAUCAAAGAGGAUGCGAAAGUGAAGCGAUGACCUGCGCGUUGUCUCUCUGCUGUUCUCCUGCACCUCUGUGAAAAAGCAGUGCAAUAAAUGCCCACAGCCACUCUGUC